CUAGUAUUGGUUCUUUUUUUUUUCGUACAUAGUAGUUGCUUACUAAAUUUCGCAUCGCCCUGAAAACAUAUAAAGACGAUGCCAUUGUCUAGUUUCACUGUGGAGAAGGAAUCGGACGACGAUCCGCAUUGACUGGCUUGGAAUAGGGAAUGUUACGUACGUCGAUGAUGUCGUAGGGAUUAAAUCUAGUUUGCGUCCUUCGAUCCAAGGCCUCAUAUAUAAGAGUAGCAUUCCAACUCAGUCAAGAUGACUUGGUGUGACAUCCCUUUGAAGUCUACGAGGCGAGGAGGCUUAAUAUUACCGUAAAAGAUGACUUCCUUACUGACUAACCACUCUUGCACCGCGUCUACGUUCUCGACGCCGACGCUCUUCGGCGCCGAGAUCCUUUCCGUGGAUACAAACCUGGUUACCAACUACAACUUCCCCGUCUCGGCAGAUUGGCGAUAUACUCAGCCCUCCGUAAAUGUACAGAAUGCUACGUUCUGCAAUGUCACGGUCACUUAUACGCACCCGGGGUUGAACGACACUAUCAACGUCGAGACUUGGUUGCCCGUGAACGACUGGAACGACAGGUUAUACGCCCCAGGAGGUAGUGGCUGGACAGCUGGUCGUUUUAUCCUCCAGUACGCUGCUAUGGCUGCCGCCAUCCAGGAAGGAUAUGCGACCGUUACGACAGAUUCUGGCCUUGGAACCCCCCUAUCUUCUGAAUGGACCUCCCUAUCUCAGGAUUGGGUUGUUAUUAGUCCCGGAAAUCUGAACCUGGUUGCAUUUGACGAUCUUGGACAUGUUACUCUGAACGAUGCGGCUACCAUCGCAAAAGAUUUGAUCAAGAGCUACUACGGUCACGGUCCGUCUUAUUCUUAUUGGAACGGAUGUUCUCAGGGCGGUCGACAAGCCAGCAUCCUCGCCCAGCAAUACCCCACGGUUUACGACGGAAUUAUCGCCGCGGCGCCUGCGCUGUACUGGGCCGAGUUGAUGACCUCAUCGGCUUGGGCGGCGUUCUAUAUGGAUUCCACGAAACAAUAUCCGCGAGCGUGCGAGCUGACGAAGUUGACAUCCCUCGCGAUCUCUGCGUGCGACGAACUCGACGGUGUGAAGGACGGCCUCAUCGCCGAAACGGAGGAAUGCCGCAAGAAUUUCUCCGCGUCGGACUACAUCGGGACCAACUUUGAGUGCGCGGACACGAACACGACGAUGGCGAUCAGCGCCGCGGCGGCCGCCGUCGCCGAGAGUAUGUGGGACGGGCCACGGUUCUCGAACGGCGACUUCAUGUGGUACGGGUUCGAGAUCGGGGCGGACCUCGCGAGCAUCGCGCCCACGACGUGCAACCGGAGCGGGCAGCAGUGCGUGCCCACCGGCCGCGAAGCGUUCCUGCAAUUGUACCAGGGUUUCAUACUGCGGGACACGUCUGCCAAUAUCACGGAGGUCUCGCCCGAGGAGUUCGACUACAUGUUCCGCACCCUGAAGCGCAUCUUCAGCUCCUCGAUGGCCGCGACGGAUCCGAACCUCGCAGACUUUAAGAACGCGGGCGGGAAGAUGAUGACGUUCCACGGUCUGGCCGAUAACGCCAUCACACCAGCCAGCACGCUCAGCUACUACAAGCAAGUCUCGCACCUCGACAACACGACGUCCGACUUCUUCCGGUACUACCAGGUUCCGGGGCUCGAGCACUGCUUCGGCGGGGCGGGCGGCCAGCCCACGAGCAUGUUCGAACAGCUGCGGCAAUGGGUGGAGAACGGGACGGCGCCGGAGUCGAGCCCCGUGAUGAUAAAGCAGUCCGGUAACGCGACUCGGGCCGAGAUCAUAUGCCCGUAUCCCAAGAAGGCAGUUUUCGAGAAGAACAAUUGCACUAGUGAGGAUAGCUCGGAUAAAUGCUGGAAGUGUAAAUAAGAGUAGGUAGCGUUGUGUAUGGAUGUAUGGAUGUACCUAUCUAGGUACCUAAUGUAUCAAGGGGAACCUUGAGCGUUUAGAUAGAUUGAUGCCGGGAUAUAGGGUUGUGGAGGUGUAUAUCCCGGGAGACGGGUAUGUAGAUUUUUGGGUUUGCAUUCGUGUAAUUUAGUUUUUGACAUAAUACCUAAUUUGAAAGAUACUGAGUAUACCUUACGUUAGGUAGUCUUGUGUCGUGUUCAUAAACCGAUCCAUAGAAGGUCCUGCACAAAUCAGACUGUUGGUUUUUGAAGGAAAUGCAGUCAUUUAGGAGUCAGGACAAGUAUAUGGUUUGACACAAGUUUCUUGUCAUAUUAGGAAUAUUGCUGAUUUACUUUUUAUAAUUGUAAUUCGUCUUUCUUUAGUUUUCGCCCUGUUUUCUUCAUUAUCGUGUAUUUUAGAUAACGGCUUCGGUGCAUUUAUUUUGGUAAGCGCUUGUGAUAAUGCGUUGCAAACAGCACUUAGACAGUAAGUAAAACCUUGAGGUUCCGCAGCAUAACUUUUGAUUCAACGCACAAUAAAGGUAUUGUGUUCAUACAUAAUAGAAAAGGGGUAGUAUACAUAAUACACCUCUUUCGGGAGUCUUAGCU
Daldinia caldariorum is the source of this 2516-nucleotide messenger RNA. Its product is annotated as tannase and feruloyl esterase. The transcript has 3 exons. Bases 310 to 1890 code for a protein of 526 amino acids. The record is from RefSeq and is a predicted model, not a curated record. Lineage: Eukaryota; Fungi; Ascomycota; Sordariomycetes; Xylariales; Hypoxylaceae.